UGCUAUCACAAGACUGGUUUAGUUGUCAUCGUAUAUUCUUAACGAACAGACGUUCGUUAUUCGGUUGUGAAGUUUUAAAAUGUUUUACGUGUUCCUAACUUUGGUAUUUGUUUUAUUUACUGUCAUAUCUUUUAUGAAAAAGGAUAAAAGUGAAAAGGAGGCCAUGGGCAGCUGGCUGAGCUACUUCUGGUGGGGCGGCGACCCGGACGAGGUGAGCCCGGUGUCUGGUCUCACCCGGCGCGAGGUCAACGCUGUACAGAAGUCCUGGGCACCAGUCUACGCUAACUCCGUCGCUAAUGGUGCUGAACUACUCCGAAGAUUUUUCACCACUUACCCAGAAUCGAAGGAAUUCUUUAAAAUGAUAAAGAACUUACCUGAGGAAGAAUACUUAUCGAACAUGCAGUUCAAGGCUCACGUCAUCAACCUGAUGACGUCACUGAACUUGGCCGUGGAGAACCUCAACCAGCCGGAGGUGGUCGCAGCCAUGAUGAAUAAACUCGGGGCGUCGCACGCCAGAAGAAAGAUUCAAGAAAAGAACUUUGAUCAACUGAAAGACGUAAUCGUGAAGAUGUUCAUCGAAGUUCUGAAACUCGACGACGCGACGCUCGGCGCCUGGGGCAAGACCGUCACCUUCUGGUACAAACACAUAUUCGAGACCCUCAAUACGCCGGAAGAGGCCAGAUAACAUACACAUUGUGAACCACUUACAGUAUAAACUGUAGUUUAGUACAAUGGCAUACAUACUGUGGAAGGCAAACCCAAAUUGACUUUGUGAUGAUAGGGAAAUGGCUCAGAUGGACCGCUACAGAUUCUUUAUAGUAGAUAUUUCUUAAUCAAUAAUAGAGAAGGUUGGAAACUGAUCGGACAAUUGCAGCUGAACGAACAUACGGACUUAUUUAAGGACGAUUCCAAUUACAAACGCCCCUUUCGGUGACAUGUUUUAUUGCGCUUAAAACGCAGAAAUAAAUAGACGAUUUUGAAAAGUAGCUUCUCCGGCAAAUUUCGUUCAAACAACAGGAAUGCAAAAAAAAAAACAUUCAGUGUCGGUCUAAUCCUUUAGGAGUUCAGUGACCACGUACAGUAGAAUCAAACUAAUAUGACAAAUGCGAAAGUAUGUGACCUCACGCUUAAACGGCUGGACUUCAAUUUCGAUAAAAAGUUAUGGUGGUAACCGAAUCCUUGGAUUAAUAUAAUUAAUCUGCGUUAAAGGAGUUUUUGUAGCAUCAAAUGUCGUCCUUGAAGGUGGUUGUAGACACAUACCGAGUGUUGGAUAUCAAUAUUUCAUUUUAUUGCCUGCCGUUUACAAAAAUAGCAAAUGCAAACUAACUUGUAAGGCAAAUCAAUCUCGCUUUACAUUUUUCUUUCCUUGUAAGGGUUAUGAAUUAGUUACUCAAAGAGUUUGCUUUUCACCGUAUAAAAGCAAUCUGAAUAAUUCAUAUUGCAUAAUUUAUGUUCGCUAUCGCUCUGUCGAACAAGAAUCGAUUUAUUGCCUCCAUAAUUGAGAUUGUUUUUAACAUAAAAUUGAUAUUUUUCCA
Trichoplusia ni (cabbage looper) is the source of this 1535-nucleotide messenger RNA. Its product is annotated as cytoglobin. Gene Ontology annotation, molecular function: oxygen binding; iron ion binding; heme binding. The transcript is spliced from 4 exons. The coding region runs from base 80 to 685 and encodes 201 amino acids. Gene Ontology annotation, biological process: oxygen transport. The record is from RefSeq and is a predicted model, not a curated record. NCBI's taxonomy places the organism in Eukaryota, Metazoa, Arthropoda, Insecta, Lepidoptera, Noctuidae.